CGUGACCGAUGAUCCAAAUCAGUUUCCUACCAUUGACUUCGUUUUAAUACCGUUGAGAUGGAAAUUCUAAACUAAGAUGUUUCUUUUUUUUUUAAUUAUUUUCACGUAUUUCGUAUAUUGUUCACCUUAAUAUAUCAAUAGAGACAAAUAGAGAGCUUGGUGGCUACAACAGAAGACGGCGCGUUUUUUUUUCUUUUGUCCUUUCCAUGGCCUUUUUGCGAGAAUGCUUGGCUCGGUCAAGCGCCUGGGCACGAGGAAGAAACAGUUGGCAAUUUUUCUUCCUCCCGAAGCUGGAUUAUCAGGCUGUCAUUCUCGGCUUUGGCUGUAACAAGAGGGACAAUGGAAUCUGAGACAAGACAAGUUACUGCCAUUGUGGUAGGAUGUGGAAACAGAGGCCAGAAUUAUUCAAGCUAUGCUCUAGAAUGUCCUCAACGAUUAAAAAUUGUUGCAGUUGCAGACCCAAUUAAGUCAAGGAGACAAAAAAUUGCUCGAAUGUCAGGAUUAACCAAUGAGGAAUUGAUCGUGGAUGAUUGGGUUAAAUUGUCUUCAAAGGGAACUAGAAUUGCAGAUUGUGUAUUUAUAUGCACCCAGGAUCAAUUUCAUUGUGGUCCUGCUGUUUCAUUUGCUUCCCGGGGCUAUCAUAUUCUGCUUGAAAAGCCCAUGUCUGUUGAAGAAAAGGAAUGUGAAGAAAUUGCAAUGGCUUGUCAAAAGGCUAAUGUGAUCCUUGCGGUAUGCCAUGUCCUCCGAUAUUUCCCACCUGUUUUGAAAAUCAAAGAAAUCAUUGAUCAAGGUUACAUUGGGGAAGUUGUCACUGUUGAUCAUCGAGAAAAUAUCCUCUACUGGCAUUUUGCACACAGUUUUGUUAGAGGUAAUUGGAGAAAUGUAAAAACAUCAACAUUUUCAUUGAUGGCAAAGUCUUGUCAUGAUAUCGAUCUCAUAAUGUUUUGGAUGGGGGACAGAAAGUGUAACAAAAUUCAAAGUUUUGGAAGCUUAAAGCAUUUUAGACAAGACCAGAAGCCGAAAGGAGCAGGUCAAACAUGUCUCUCUUGUCCUGAAGAAGUUGAGAGAUUAUGCCCCUAUUCAGCUAAGAAAAUCUACCUUGAUAGAUUGAGUCCUAGAGAAAUCCCUCAUUGGCCAAUGUCUGUUGUCUGUGAUGUUGAGGAUCAUCCCAAAGGUUAUAGACAUGCACUGACAGAAACAUUGAAAUCUGGUCCUUAUGGAAAAUGUGUUUAUGAAUGUGACAACGAUGUUGUGGACCACCAAGUUGUAAACAUGGAGUUUGAAAAUGAAGCCACUGCAAGUUUCACCAUGAAUGCUUUCACCAAGGACAUGCGGCGAGAGACCAGAAUUUGUGGGACCAAAGGAGAACUGAGGUGGGAUGGAUCGAGUCAUGGCCCUAUUGAAGUCUUUGAUUUCACUACCGGCAAAGGAGACCAAAUAUUUCCUGAUCAAACUGUACCUGCAAGCACAAGACUAAGAGGACAUGGUGGUGCUGACUUUUUCAUGAUUGAUGCAUUUAUUAAGUCUGUUAGUUCAAAUGAUCAGUCCUUGAUCCUUACUGGAAUCAAGGACUCAUUGAGAAGUCAUAAGGUUGUUUUUGCAGCUGAAAGAUCCAGACUCAACAACACCAUUGAAACUGUUGAUAUUUAAUUUGAUAAUGUAUACACCUAUGCCAAAUGGCAGUUCUACAAUAGAAAUGUGCUUAAAUGUAGUUAUUAUUUUUAAAAAUAAAGCUGGCCAAUAAACUCAGGCGAUAUGUCAGAACCAUAUAUUAAUUGCAUUUAAUGGUCAUGUUUUAUUUAUAUGUUUCUGAAUUUGGACCAAAUAAAUUGGGACCCAUGGGUUCUUUCGGUUGUAGAACUGCCAUUUUUGUUAACCGUUUGCACUGACAGCGUUUUUAGAAAUAGGCGUAUGUACUAUAUAGGAUAUUGAAUGGUAAAGCAACCAAAUAAAUUGUCCCUUGUUUUGGA
This is a messenger RNA of Nematostella vectensis (starlet sea anemone), 1970 nucleotides long. RefSeq lists its product as uncharacterized. Bases 340 to 1650 code for a protein of 436 amino acids. Gene Ontology annotation, molecular function: nucleotide binding. The record is from RefSeq and is a predicted model, not a curated record. NCBI's taxonomy places the organism in Eukaryota, Metazoa, Cnidaria, Anthozoa, Actiniaria, Edwardsiidae. The transcript is spliced from 2 exons.